AAAUCUUCAACAGUAUAUCAUGUCCUCGCCACGGCCCACCAUUGUACUAGUACCUGGUGCAUGGACGCUACCUGCUGCAUAUCGAAAACUGGUUGAUACACUCCAAGCAAGAUCCUUUACUGUCCAUGUACCAGCUUUGCCAUCAAAUAAUGGUGCUCGACCGCCCAAUUCAUCACACGAUGCUGAUGUGGCAACUGUACGCGAAAUAGUCGAGCCUCUUAUUAAUGAUAGCAAAGACGUUAUUCUGUUCAUGCAUUCAUACGGAGGUGUCGUGGGAACGAAUGCUAUCGAGGGUCUCACUCGCAAGGAUCGGGAAGCCAAGGGCGUUUCCGGUGGCGUUGUUUAUCUGUUCUACUUAUCGGCUUACCUUUUAGCCAAGGGCCAGAGCAUUUGGACCCUCAUCGAGGACCUGGGUGUCUCAUUGGAGAGCAUACCAGAAAUUACUUUCGAAAAAGACGGUACCUGGUUUCUUAAUGAUCCUGUUCAGGCUUUAUGUCACGACGUAAGUCGUGAGGAUCAGGAGGAGCAGAAACGACUAUCUACGCAUCACAACCUAGAUGCCAUUAAAGGGAAGGCGGUGUACGAAGCCUGGAAAGACAUCCCGAGUACAUAUAUCUUCACUACACAGGAUCGUCGCGUGCCCCCUAUUCUUCAAGACCUGUGCUUUGCAAAUACGAAGGAGGCUCAGGUCGCUAUUAAGAAAGUAGUAUUGGAUUGUGCGCAUGCGGCAUACGUAAACUAUCCGGAGGAACUAGCCGACCUAGUGGUUGAGGCAUCUCGUCCUACAGGCUUGUAAAACUUAUUGUUAACAGCUUAUCUUGGAAAAAUCUGUUGUUUGUUACUGGUUGGAUCUGUCUUUAAGCAAACUCGGCGAUCUAUUCGGAGAACCAAGUCUUUGGAGACAAGUAAGAACAGUAUGUGCUCUGUAUUAGCC
Molecule: messenger RNA, 934 nt
Organism: Daldinia loculata
Lineage: Eukaryota; Fungi; Ascomycota; Sordariomycetes; Xylariales; Hypoxylaceae
Product: alpha/beta-hydrolase
Exons: 1
Coding region: 20-796 (258 amino acids)
Source: RefSeq, a predicted model, not a curated record